Oncorhynchus masou masou (cherry salmon) is the source of this 2142-nucleotide messenger RNA. Its product is annotated as thread biopolymer filament subunit gamma-like. Gene Ontology annotation, molecular function: acyltransferase activity, transferring groups other than amino-acyl groups; structural constituent of cytoskeleton. NCBI's taxonomy places the organism in Eukaryota, Metazoa, Chordata, Actinopteri, Salmoniformes, Salmonidae. Gene Ontology annotation, cellular component: axon; cytoplasm; intermediate filament. The record is from RefSeq and is a predicted model, not a curated record. The transcript is spliced from 9 exons. Gene Ontology annotation, biological process: intermediate filament organization.
GAGGCAUGUAUAGGUCUAAAAAAAAGGGCCUAAUGUGGCCGCUUUAAACACAAUUCUCUCAAAAAAUGGUUUGUGAUGCAAAUGUAAAAAGCAUGUCAAACACCCUUCCUCUCAAUGGAGUUUCUAUGUGAGAAUUUGCCAGAACGAUCUGGGAUACCCCCCAAAAAAAUUGGGCUAAGCUGGCGUGGAAUAGCCCUAUAGUAUGUACUGUGUCAGAGGUACAACCAUCAAAGUAAUUGGAAUGUUAGAGCAACACAUGCAAUACAAACGCCUAACCCAUCUUCAUUCAGUAGCCCUUAGGUGACUAAAGACAUUGACAUUCCACAAUUUGUAUAUACACCACUGGGUGGGGCUGGCCUCCUGAGCUUUAUAUAUAAAUCCUGGAUAUUCAUCCAUAGCUCACUUUUGCAGCUCCAGCUGUACCAUCCACCGAGCCUAUCAUUAUCUGAAGACCAUGCCAAUGGCUCUCUCUAUGGGGUCCUCCACGCUGUCCGGGGAAGGAGGGUAUCGUGGGGGCUUCGGGCUCCUGGCUCUCUGCUAUGGAAUGGGGCUGGGGGCUGGAGCACAGCUGGGGUUAAGUGGAGGCAUGGGGAUGGGGGAUGCAGGACUAGGUCUUGAGGGUGGAGGAGGCUACAGGGCUGGGAUGGGUAUGGGUGGUGGCAGGGGCAGUGCUGCCGCCUUUAUGGGAUGCACCAUGGCAUUAGGAGGGCUGGGAGCAUUUCUGGGUGCAUAUCCUGCUGCGGGGCCCUUACUGGCCCCGGUCCUCUCGCGGGCUGCAGAGAAACACACCCUCUCUGGGCUAAACGAGCGCUUCUCAGGCUACAUGGCCAAAGUGAGGCAGCUGCAGCAGGAGAAUGUAGUCCUGGCAGAUAUGACCAACGAGUCCACCACCACCACAGCUGAGAACGAGACCCAACUGAUAGAGAACCGCGGUAAACUGGAGAGCCUCACCCUGGACACGGUCAAACUUGAGAUGGAGCUGGACUGCAUCCGGGGAACCGCCCAUGAGAUGAAGGCCAAGUAUGAUUUUGAACAAGGCGUGAGGUAUCAGCUGGAAUCAGAUAUUGCCACCAUGAGGAGGGACAUUGACAUGGCCCGCGAUCUCCGCAUUGAACUAGAUGCCAAACACUCUAGCCUUAGAGAUGAGCUGGAGCACAACACUAUGCUUGUUUUACAGGAGCUGUUCACUAUUCAGUCCAAACUGGGCACCUCGUCCACUGACACAUCAAUAUCUAUGAUUGAGGUGGACCCGGUCAAGUCCUUUGACAUCACUUCUGCCCUCAACAAGAUAUGAGUGGAGUAUGAGAAAUAAGUAGAGCAGCACAAAGAGAAGGAAGAUGCCGACUACAAAAGUAAAACUCACCAAGCUGCAGAGCAGUUUGCCUUGGAUGAGGUCCAGGAAAGAACUGCCUCCAGGAAAGAACUGCAGGCCCUCAGUCUGGAGCUGCAGAGCCUGGUCAAUAUGAACAUGUCCCUGGAGCUUAGCUUUGCCCAGUCCAGUGGGGGUGUGGCGGAGUACCAGAACCAGAUCAGGGGCCUGGAGGAGGCCAUCGAUGUGGCUAAGGUGGACCUGCACAAGCAAAUCCUCAGCUACCAGGAGCUCCUGGACGUCCAGCUGGUCCUGGACGCUGAGAUCACCACCUACCGGACACUUCUGAACUGGGAUGACCUUAGAUUAUCUGUUGGGAGUUGCCCUUAUCCGCAGGGGACUUCACAGAGCAUUUCACAGAGCAUCUCUCAGUAUCACCAUCAACCACAUAAUGUUAUGAACAUAGCAUAGGCCUAUUACUUAAUAAAUCAGUCCUUCUACGUCUUAGACAGAAUUUCAGAGACGUUGUUGGAACUAACACUGCCUUCUCUCUACUCUGAGACCACUACUAAUGCAUCUGAUGCAGAGCCUGAGUCCUCGGUCAGACCUCACUAUCACAGCGUGGUGACCCUAUAUGACCUUACAUGACCUUUGCCCAAUAAACUUUGCUUCGUCAUAUCGGAUUUCAUUGUGGUUAUUAUUGUAUUGUAGUGAAUCAUAAGAUGUAUGUAAGAAUGUCCAUAGUGCAGACAACAUUUAGUUAUGGAUUUUCCUGUGUAUUCUGUGGGAUUUGAGUAAUUUAUGCAAGAAGCGCAAGAUCAUUUGGGGACUGG